AUGGUUUCGAACCUUCCAGAUCCCUACGGUCGAGGUUAUAAAAUGCCAGUUCUACCCACUGAAUUAUCCGCUCGCAUCAAGUCGAAGUUGCGGAACCGAAAAGGAUUGAAGCGACUUUCUCGUUAUAGACCCUUAAGAAAUUAUCAAAAGCCUAAAUGGACAAAUUUAAAAUUACCACUGAUGAAUUAUGCGGUGUCAUGA
Enterobius vermicularis (human pinworm) is the source of this 201-nucleotide messenger RNA. NCBI's taxonomy places the organism in Eukaryota, Metazoa, Nematoda, Chromadorea, Rhabditida, Oxyuridae. The record is from the annotation of a GenBank genome assembly.